UGCCCGCCCCCUCGGGCUCUGAGUGACAGCUCUCGGGACAGCGAAUGGUUAAACGGGGCUCCGCCGGUCCGAGCGGGCUGGGUGAGCCGAGCCGAGGCGCCGCUCCGGUCGCCAGAGCCGAGUGAUGUGGCUGAUAGUUGAAAAGACCACUGACUACCCUUCCACUGAGUAUUCUCUGGUGGAGGAUGUUGCCCUCCACUUUACUUGUUUGAUGGACAGACUGAAUGAGCAGCGCCUGUUUCAACCAGACCUGUGUGAUGUAGACAUUGUAUUAGUGCGCCAGAAGAACACGUUCCCUGCUCACAAAGGGGUGCUCGCAGCCUACAGCCAGUUCUUUCACUCCCUCUUCACACAAAACAAGCAGCUUCAACGUGUCGAACUUUCGCUCGAAGCUUUAACGUCUCAAGGGUUUCAGCAAAUCCUUAACUUUAUCUACACUUCAAAACUGCUGGUAAACGCCUGCAAUGUGCAGGAUGUGCUGAAUGCUGCUGCAGUUCUGCAGAUGAAUGAUAUUGCCACUUCUUGUCAGGAAUUAAUAGAUAGCCGGUCUUUAAACUUGACAACGGUGGCUAGCGAUAUGUCAAAACAGGAAAGCCGCAGCAAUCCCCUCGGCUCUCAGUUUUACCGUGAGAUCAAGCAGGAGGUGGAUUCGCACCCAAAAAUCUAUGCUCGAGAGGGCAACAAUCCAUACUCAGUGCGUGUGGAGGACAACACUGGGAAACAGCACUCGCCAAUUCAGCCAAAACAACAGUAUUAUAAGGAGGAGAACGAUGACCAAACAGUGUGCAAGAUUGAGGGAGAUACUGAGCAGUUGGAUGAUGAUUCAGACAGUAGGGGCUCGUACAACAGGGAACAGAUUAUCGUGGAAGUUAACCUUAACAACCAGACACUGAAUGUUUCUAAAGGGGCUGAGGGUAUGUCUUCACCUUCAGAGGCUACGGCUGUUUUAGGUAGGUGCCCUGAAGAUGAAGAGGAGGACGAUGAAGAGGAUGAUGACGAUGAUGAUGAGGACGAGGAGGAGGAUGAUGAUGACGAUGCUGAUGAUGGAGAUGAAGAGGAGGAUGAAGAAGAUGUUAGUGAAGAAGAGGAGGAGGAAGUUGAAGAGAGUGAUGAAGAUGUCAAUGAAGGUGAUAAUAACCCUGAUACUCCAGAAGUUAAAACUGAAAGUGGGCAAACAACGCGAAGAAGAGCAAGAGCCUCAACUGCUUCCAAAGGCUCAACUCCUGCAGCUCCCAGCAGGUCACGGAGACAGUCCAAACAGGAAGUGAGCACGCGAGGUCGGAAGCGAAAGAAGGAUUCUGAUGGCUCAAAUCAGAAGGUGAAAAUUGAAGAGAAACAGCACUUCCCCUGCAAAAAGUGUCCCCGGGUCUUCAAUAACCGCUGGUACCUAGAGAAGCACAUGAAUGUCACACACAGCCGCAUGCAGAUCUGUGAUAAGUGUGGCAAGCGAUUUGUACUGGAAAGUGAGCUAUCACUGCAUCACCAGACUGACUGUGAGAAAAGUAUUCAGUGUGUCACCUGCGGGAAGGGGUUUAAGAAGCUCUGGUCACUUCAUGAACACAAUAAAAUUGUACACGGUUAUGCAGAGAAAAAAUUCUCGUGUGAAAUCUGUGAAAAGAAAUUUUACACAAUGGCCCACGUCAGAAAACACAUGGUCGCUCACACGAAGGAUAUGCCCUUCACCUGCGAGACUUGUGGGAAGUCAUUUAAACGCAGUAUGUCACUGAAAGUCCACUCUCUGCAACAUUCGGGAGAGAAACCUUUCAAAUGUGAGAACUGCAAUGAAAGAUUCCAGUACAAGUAUCAGUUGCGCUCUCAUAUGAGCAUCCACAUCGGACACAAGCAGUUCAUGUGCCAAUGGUGCGGCAAGGAUUUUAACAUGAAGCAGUAUUUCGAUGAACAUAUGAAGACGCACACUGGGGAGAAGCCAUACAUCUGUGAAAUCUGUGGCAAGAGCUUCACCAGUCGGCCAAACAUGAAACGGCAUCGCCGGACGCACACAGGCGAGAAGCCAUACCCAUGCGAUGUCUGCGGCCAGCGCUUCCGCUUCUCCAACAUGCUCAAGGCGCACAAGGAGAAGUGUUUCCGGGUCACCAACCCCAUCACCGCAGACAGCAACCCCCUGAGCCUCACCUCCGGCACACCUCCCAACUCCAGCAACCCCCUCAUCUCCCAUCCCCAGUCGCACCCUCACUCCCUCCCUCCAACUCUCCUCCACUCCCUCCCUCCAACUCUCCCCCCUCCCCCGCACCUCCCGCCACCACCUCCCCUCUUUCCAGCUGGACGAAUAAACGCCAACAACAAUUGAACGGCUCUGGGGGGGCGUUUUCACUCUCCAAACGAAAGAAGAAGAGACAAACGACUGUAGCAAACAGUCAGAAGCGCGCACGGAGUGUGACGCUGAAUAUAUUCUGUUACCUGGAAGGAAUAUAACCAAAGGGGGCAUACUUAACGGAUGGGGACUAAGAGUCAAACAACCUUAAACAACCUUGGAAAAGAUCAUGAUUUAUGUAACAAAAAACUAUUUUGGUGUAUUAUUUACAGUAAGGAUGUAGACAAAGGAUUUUUGUUUUUUUAAUGUCAUAUAGGACUAAAGGCUAUUACCAAGUAGUCUGAACUACUCUUAAAGGCAUCCAUAGACUUAAACCGCUCUCACUAAAACAGACUUUUGUGUUAGCAUUUUUGAACGCAAAUAUCCCUGCAGCAUAUAAUGCAAGAAGGACGUGUACAGAUUUAAUGCAGAGUGCAAAUAGAGAGCAAAGAAGCCCCUCAUAAAUGUGUUCAUGAUAUACUUAACAAGCAAGGUAAUGUGGGAUUCUACCCCUUCCCAUGCCCCCCUCCCCGCCUCCCCCCAUCUUUUUGAGUCUCUAAACUGUAACCUGCUAUUUUUUUAACAAGUGUUUAGUUAAGUAAAGCAAGCUGUGCUUGUGUGUAGCAAGUUUAACCAUUUACUGCGGCGCGCCUAAUAGACUUGACGUUUUAACAGCCAUUGUCGUGUCCAGUGAGCGAACCAGAACAGUGUUUAUUUUACCAUGGACUGCAUGGCUUACCACAGAAGCGACUGAGGUGAGAGGAUAAGAAUCAAUGGAACCGAGGGGCUCCAGCUUGUGGCCAAUUACAGAAACCAAAGAGGGGAAGACUGAUGAGAUCAGUCACAGUAAGUAGGACUUCUCUCUCAGGCAGUUUGGAGCCUGGGCGUAGGGACCUAGGUGGAUUGUAAAAAAAGCUGCUUCCCUCCACCACCCACCCCAGUUCACCUUUACUGUCUGUUUUGCCUCCAAAUUUGUGGACAUCUUUGGGGGAACCUUUGUUUCUUUCUUUGGAGGACCAAGUUAGCACUUGAUGAUCACAAACACUGUGGCUUUUAAUAGGAAAGCAGAGUUAAUAAAUGCAGAGACAAACUUUUUCUUUUAACAUUUGAAGUGCAGUGGAAGGCCAGACUCUUCCGAUUGUUCUUACAGAACUGACUAGGAGAGUUUGAAGCCUAAUAGUUGUAAUGCAACUGGGUAGCGUUGUUCUGGAGGAAAUGGAGCAAUUCUGCACUGCGCUAAACAUGAACGUGUGUGUUGGACAGGUCUGAAAAACAGGUCGCAGUAGAAGUCAGGCAAGGCGCAUCAGGGUGUUAAAAUCUCAGCAACACGAAAUAUUGGAAAAUGUGAUGCUUAAAGUUGCAGCUGGUGUAAGGGCUUUUGUUCUGUUCUGUUCAUUGGCCUUAAACCUUUGAAGAUCCGGGGGAAAAGAAAGACAAGGAGAUGAAGCUCUCUUGCAAAUGGUAGCCUUAAAGGACUCAAAUACACAGUUGCAAAGUUUGGGUAGGCAAUGUUGCAGUAACAUUAGAUAUAGUUGCACAGCACAGAGAUGUUUCUAUCCCUCUUCCUGCUACCAUCAUCAAAUGUAGCUGAAAUUCAGUCGUCUGAACGAUCUGAUGGGUUUAGAUAUAAAGUCUGAUCAAAUUAAGUGUGACAUGGUGCCAGAAUUGGAGCUUCUCUUUUGUGUCUGGAGCUAAGGGACAAUAGGCAGAGCAGCUACGUCAGUAGCCCACACUCUGCCUGACGUAAGAAUUUCAAUGCAUAAUUCAAUGAGUGUUUCAGAUAGUGCCUUCGUCAUUACACUGCUAAUCUAGGAUUAAAAUCUCCUUGAUUGAUUUCCCACUGACCAAGGGCCUUUUUUUUUUUUAUUGGCAAAGAUCCAGUACAAUUGUGACCCAGCUUACACAAGCAAGAGAACACUUGUGUUUGAGGGUUGACAGGGGCCAGAUCCUGGCUGAGAUUUUGAUGAGCAAAUCCUUCCAGCAACUGUUCAGGGUGGGCUGGACAACGAAUCCAGGGGUAUUAACUGCAUUGCUGCAGCAUCCUUCCUUUCACACACAGUCCAAUUUGCCUGCAAUACCUUGACUUCAAAAAUGGUGUGCCUCUGAAAGGUGCACAUUUGUAAGAAGGAUCAAGGGAGGAGGACAGGGAGGUUCCUUCCAUUGGUGGACCUGAUACCGCUGCUGCUUCAAAUACCUUACCAGAAAUUCUUGUACUUGGCCCAGCUCUCUGGUUGUGGGGGCUUUUCAUGUGUAGCUCUUUCAGAGCAGUCCCCCAAAACCGAACCAUUUCCACAUGCUGCCGUUUUAAUCUACUUCUGUUCUAUUGGACUCAUAGAUACUGGCAUCCCUUUAAACUUGAACACUAAUCUAGAUUUUAAAGCAUUAUUAAGAGGAGAGUUGUGGGCAAUCUCGCUUACGUUUUGAGGCCCAAAUUACUUCCUUUGGGGCCUGCAAGAGGCCUUAGUUUUCAGAAUGACAUUGAGUUGAAUCAGGUGUACACUACACUACAUCCCUGCCACAAGAUAAUCCAUGUGCAAUUAUUAAAUCUACCCACCCUUAAGACCAACCAAGUGGGUCAUGAAGCAGGAUUUAAAAAACAACAGACGUUCAAUUGAAAUAAUUGAUCAGGAAUAAUUAUUCAAUUUAAUUGAUGUACUUAUCGGCUGCUUUAACAAUAUAAAUCAUUAUUUUGCACCAGGUAGUGGGGGAAGAAAUUCUCUGUUUCUGAAUUGCAGAUUUUAGAGGAAUCAUUACUACAUUUAAUGGUAAGUAACAGCAGAGCAAAGUAUGUUUGCAAGUGCACUGUUAAGUCUCGCGCUAUUUUUUGUCACAGAAUUUAACGUGCAGUAUUUGUCAUUGUACAGAGAUGAGGAAAAUGUCAGUUAAGCAUCACAGUAUUUUUAAUGUGCUCUUAUCGGAUACAGAGUUUAAAAUAUUAAAUAAAAUAAAAAGUUGAUUAUUGUAAAGACAUAGGACUUUUUUAAUAUUAAAUGUUUUUGAUACUUUCGAAUUCUGCCUAUUUUGCUCAUCAAAGAGAAAAAGAACGACUGCACCUUUAAGCAAUAGCAAAUCCAUGGGAUGGGCAUCCUGAUGUUUAUUUUCAGUAUUGAUAAUUCAGCGCUUUUUGCCAACUUUUAAUUGAAAUUUAGUGUUCUAACAUAGGAGCCCUCGGCUGUUCGUCAGCACAUAAAUUUGCUAAAUCUCUCAGUUGCAGCAGUGCAGUGCGAGGUAGUGGGGUGCUGGCCUAUUGUGGGAGCCACACUAUGACUGCAAAUUUUCCUCAAGUUUGCCAUUCAGGACAAAGCUAUGAUCGAAGGGAUUAGUUGAGGUCCUUUGCACAAAAUGGUACAAUGUGAAUCAUUUGUUUUCUCUGUCCCUUUUCCUUCAGAUACUGGAAUUUAAUUUGUAUGGAACUUUGAUCUUUCAUAAUAUAUAAUAAGUAUAUAUAUAUAUAAUAUUCACAAACUUAAUAGGCUUCAGCCAGACAGAGUGUGGAGAGAUUCUGUGCUUCCUUUAAUAGCUUUCACCUCUUUAUUGAAUUUUUAAAUUCCCUGCGAUAUAAAAUAUCUCUUCCUUUUAGCAUUUUUCAAAAUUUUUUGACAAAAUUAUCCCAAAGAAAGUAAAAAAUGGCCAUUGGCCACUACAAGGCAAAAGAAAACCUAUGCACGCAAAUUAUGCAUUGUACGCAAGUACAGUCUAUCAAAUGCAGCUGUGAGAGUCUCAAUUGACUCCUUUGAGAGGAUUUCAUUGACUUUUUCAGAGGCGCUACCUGUGAGCAUCACAUUUUUGCCACAAGUGAUUAUUUAAAACUAAUUUAAGCACUAGUUCCAAUUGCAACAACUUCCGGAACCCAUCCCACUUGUUGGAGGCUGUAUAUUCAUUCCAUUCAUUAUGAAAGUACUUCAUGCUGGUGUGCUUUGGCCUGGCAAACUCCUGAGGCUAUAUUGAGUAAAGGUUUGAUCUCCAUCUAUGUACAUUGAGGUGUUUUUUUUAUAUAAUACAUUCAAAGGCUGUUGUUAUGUUCAGAGUUUGAAUAGGAGGGGUUAACCACAAACAAGGUUAACGUUGAAUUGGAGCCUUUUAACCCUUUGUUGACAUCCUUAACUCGCAGUGAAUGUUACUUUUGCUGUACAAAAUAAAAUCAUGGGUGAAUUGAUUCAUAAGCUUCGUUUAGGUAAGCUGUAUUUACAAUGAAAUCUUGCACCUUAUCCCUAAUACUCCUUCCUCCAAAGGACCACAGAUGAGGGGGAAAAGAAACACUGCUUCAUACUGUAGUUAUUCCACUAUCUUGCGGAGAGAUUUUCUUUUGAAGCGAGAUUGUAUUGAUGUAGAUGGCUGCGUAGUACUGCCUCAUUCAGGUAGUGUUGUACAGCUUGUUGAAUAGGGGGAAAUGCUACAGUUAAUAUUCGGUGGAUAUAAGGCCAAAAUUUAGCUUGGCCCAUUUAGUAAAGCAUUAGGUUUAAGAAAAAAAAUUAAAAUCAAAUUUGUGUAUCAGUCAUAAGUAUGUUAAUUCUAUAUUUUACUACAUAAACACAACGUCUUAGUUAUCUUGUGUACAUAGCAUUAAUGUAGAAUGUUGUAGUCUUGUGGUUUAAAGGAAGAUUAUGUCCAUAGGUGCUACAAUUAACAGUCUAUAUCUGUCAUUUAUGUAUUGCUUAGUGUAUAGUGUAGUCAGGAUUUGCUGUCUAAUUCCUGAAAAAUAAAUUCUUUCAUUAUAAUAAAA
Messenger RNA from Carcharodon carcharias (great white shark), 7034 nucleotides. RefSeq names its product zinc finger and BTB domain containing 47b (gene zbtb47b). The record is from RefSeq and is a predicted model, not a curated record. Gene Ontology annotation, biological process: regulation of transcription by RNA polymerase II. Gene Ontology annotation, cellular component: nucleus. The transcript has 6 exons. Gene Ontology annotation, molecular function: RNA polymerase II cis-regulatory region sequence-specific DNA binding; protein binding; DNA-binding transcription factor activity, RNA polymerase II-specific. The coding region runs from base 125 to 2308 and encodes 727 amino acids. NCBI's taxonomy places the organism in Eukaryota, Metazoa, Chordata, Chondrichthyes, Lamniformes, Lamnidae.